CCGGGAGUGUCUGGGUGUGGCAACGAGCUGGACUGCUUUUAUCUGGCAGGGGGCGCCCUCCUCUUCACAGGGCUUGACUCAGGGAUGGGGCGGGGAGGCGCUGUGGAAACGGAGCGCGCGUGCGUACUGACGCCCGUGGAGGCGGGGCCAGGUACCCGAGAGUACCGGACACGCUGGUGCGCGGUGGCCCGUGGGGUCGUGGUUUCGCGCCCAAGGGGCCCGGGUGAGCGGCGGCUGCGCAGGCGCGUAGAGUCGCGGCCGAUUUCUGGAGGGCGGAAGCGCGGCGGUUCCUUCCAUCUCCUCAGCUCCACAUUCACAGGACUCUGUUCUUCAAAAGAAAGGCCUCAUGAAGGGGAGCACGGCCACUGGACCUCUGGAAGGCAUAUCACAGCAAUCACUGACAUUCCGAGAUGUGGCUAUCGACUUUUCCCAAGAAGAGUGGGGAUUCCUGGACCCUGCUCAGAGAGAACUGUACACAGCUGUGAUGUUGGAGACUUACCAGAACCUGGUCUGGCUGGGCAUAUCUGUUGCUGAGCCCAACAUAGCCUUCCUACUGGAGCAAGGCCCACAGCCCUGGGUGAUGAGGGAGGAGGAUGCAGGAGCUCCAGGAGCAGAGAAUGAGUCAACACAGAAGAGCAAGGAAUUGUCUUUAAGGAAGAGGAUAAAAGGAGAAACACACCAUCAUGAGAGAGUGAUGAAAAAAACGAGCAGCACGGGUAGAGACUAUGAAAAGGCCUCCAGCACCAGGGCAUACCUCAUCAUCCAUCAGAAGAUGAAGAAGGAAGAGAAAUGCUACCAGUGCUUCGAGUGUGGGAAAUCCUUCCUUCGUCGAUCAACUCUCAUCCAGCAUCAGAGGAUCCACACAGGAGAGAGACCCUAUCAGUGCAGCAAGUGCAGCAAAGCCUUCAACCAGAAGGCCCACCUCGCCCAACACCAGCGCACCCACACGGGCGAGAAGCCCUACACCUGCGGGCAGUGCACACGGGCCUUCAGCCAGGUGACACACCUCACCCAGCACCAGAUCAUCCACACCGGAGAGAAGUUCCAUGGCUGCAGCGAGUGUGGGAAGGCCUUUAGCCGCCCCUCCGCCCUUGCGGACCACCAGAGAAUCCACAGCGGAGAAAAACCCUUCAAGUGCAAGGCCUGCGGCAGAGCCUUCACACAGAGCGCCCAGCUCCUCAGACACCAGAAGAUCCACUCUGAAGACAAGCCCUACAGAUGCAGCAAGUGCCCCAAGUCCUUCAUCCGUCUCUCUUCCCUGACAGAGCACCAGAGGACUCACACCGGAGAGAAGCCCUAUCAAUGUGAGGACUGCCCGAAGGCCUUCUGCCGCCUCGUGCAGCUCACUCAGCACCAGAGGACCCACACUGGUGAGAAGCCCUACACGUGUCAGGAAUGCGGCCGGGCCUUCACCUGCAGGUCCCAUUUCACUGUCCACAGGCGGAGUCACACAGGAGAGAGACCCUAUGAAUGUCAGGUAUGCGAUGCGUGUGGGAAGGCCUUCAGCACUUCCUCCUCGCUCUGUCAACAUAAGAGGAUUCAUACUGGGGAAAAGCCCUACAGUUGCCACAAAUGUGGGAAGUCCUUCAGGUGCAGCUCAUCUCUUACUGUUCAUCAGAGAAUUCAUACUGGAGAGAAACCAUAUGAGUGUAAGGACUGUGGGAAGGCCUUCAACCAGAGUCAACACCUUGUCCAGCACCACAGAAUACACACUGGAGAGAAACUCUUUGAAUGUAAGGAAUGUAGGAAAGCCUUCAGCCAAAAUGUACAUCUUAUUCAACAUCAAAGAAUUCAUACUGGAGAAAAACCAUAUAAAUGUAAGGAGUGUAGAAAAGCCUUCAGCCAGCCUGCACACCUUGCUCAGCAUCAGAGAAUUCAUACUGGGGAGAAGCCUUAUAAAUGUAAGGAAUGUGGCAAGGCCUUCAGUGAUGGCUCCUCCUUUGCCCGACAUCAGAGGUGUCACACCGGCAAAAGACCCUACGAAUGUAUUGAAUGUGGGAAAGCUUUCAGGCAGAACACAUCGCUUAUCCGUCACUGGAGAUAUUACCACACUGGGGAGAAACCCUUUGACUGCAUCGACUGUGGCAAGGCCUUCAGCGAUCACAUAGGACUUAUUCAGCACAGGAGAAUUCAUACUGGAGAGAAACCCUACAGAUGUAACGUGUGUGGGAAAACCUUCAGCUACGGCUCAUCCCUGACUGUGCAUCAGAGAAUUCACACAGGAGAGAAACCAUAUGAAUGUGAUAUCUGUGGGAAAGCCUUUAGCCAUCAUGCCUCACUCACCCAGCACCAAAGAGUGCAUUCUGGAGAGAAGCCUUACCAGUGCAGAGAAUGUGGGAAGGCCUUCAGGCAGAGCAUACACCUUGCUAGCCAUCUGAGGAUCCAUACUGGAGAAAAACCCUAUGAAUGUAAGGAAUGUGGAAAAGCUUUUAGCAUCAGUUCGCAGCUGGGUACUCAUCAGAGAAUUCAUACUGGAGAGAAACCUUAUGAAUGUAAGGAAUGCGGGAAAGCCUUCAACCAGAGGGCACACCUCGCACAGCACCAUAAAAUUCAUACUGGAGAGAAACCUUACAAUUGUACUGAAUGUGGUAAAGCCUUCAGCCAGGCUACCCGCCUUGUCCAACAUCAGAGAGUUCACACAGGAGAGAAACCCUAUGAAUGUACUGAAUGUGGGAAGGCUUUUAGCGACAGCUCAUCCCGUGCUCAGCAUCUGAGACUUCACACAGGCCAAAAGCCCUAUGCAUGUGUCGACUGUGAGAAGGCAUUCAGAACAAAAUCAUCACUCACUUGUCAUCAAAGAUGUCACACAGGGGAGAAGCCUUACAAAUGUAGUGCAUGCGGUAAAGCCUUUAGCCAUCGACAGUCGCUUACUGUUCAUCAGAGAAUUCAUUCCGGAGAAAAACCGUAUCAGUGUAAGGAAUGUAGGAAAACCUUCAGCCAGAUUGGACACCUUAAUCUACACAGAAGAAUCCACACUGGAGAGAGACCCUAUGAAUGCACUGAGUGUGGGAAAACCUUCAUUAAGAGCACACACCUUCUGCAGCACCAUAUGAUCCACACUGGGGAGAGGCCCUACGAGUGCAUGGAGUGCGGCAAGGCCUUCAACCGCAAGUCCUACCUGACACAGCACCAGCGGAUCCACAGUGGGGAGAAGCCCUACAAGUGCAGUGAGUGUGGAAAGGCCUUCACCCACCGCUCCAAUUUUGUCUUACAUAAGAGGAGACACACUGGGGAAAAAUCCUUUGUGUGCAAAGAAUGUGGGCAGGUCUUCCGACACAGGCCCGGAUUCCUUCGCCAUCACAUCAUCCACAGUGGCGAGAAUCCAUAUGAGUGCUUCGAGUGUGGCAAGGUCUUCAAACACAAGUCCUACCUCAUGUGGCACCAGCAGACCCACACUGGGGAGAAGCCCUACGAGUGCAGCGAAUGUGGGAAAGCCUUCUGUGAGAGCGCAGCCCUCAUUCACCACUACGUCAUCCACACCGGGGAGAAGCCCUUCGAGUGCCUCGAGUGCGGGAAGGCCUUCAACCACAGGUCAUACCUCAAGAGGCACCAGCGGAUCCACACUGGGGAGAAGCCUUUUGUGUGCACUGAGUGUGGAAGGGCCUUCACCCACUGCUCUACUUUCAUCUUGCAUAAAAGGGCACACACUGGCGAGAAACCUUUUGAGUGCAAAGAAUGUGGAAAAGCCUUUAGCACUAGGAAAGACCUCAUUCGGCACUUCAGCAUCCACACUGGAGAGAAGCCUUAUGAGUGCACGGAAUGUGGGAAGGCCUUCAACCGCAGGUCUGGCCUCACCAGACACCAGCGGAUUCACAGUGGAGAGAAGCCCUAUGAAUGCAUGGAGUGUGGGAAAACCUUCUGCUGGAGCACAAACCUCAUUCGACACGCCAUCAUCCACACUGGAGAGAAGCCCUACAAGUGCAGUGAGUGUGGGAAGGCCUUCAGUCGCAGCUCCUCACUCACUCAGCACCAGAGGGUUCAUACUGGGAGGAACUCUAAGCCCUAUAAGUGCAUGGAGUGCGGCAAGGCCUUCAACCGCAAGUCGCACCUGACACAACACCAGCGGAUUCACAGUGGGGAGAAGCCCUACAAGUGCAGUGAGUGUGGAAAGGCCUUCACCCACCGCUCCACUUUUGUUUUGCAUAACAGGAGCCACACUGGAGAAAAACCGUUUGUGUGCAAAGAAUGUGGAAAAGCCUUCCGAGAUAGGCCGGGUUUCAUUCGGCAUUACAUCAUCCACAGUGGCGAGAAUCCAUAUGAGUGCUUCGAGUGUGGCAAGGUCUUCAAACACAGGUCAUACCUCAUGUGGCACCAGCAGACCCACACUGGGGAGAAGCCCUACGAGUGCAGCGAAUGUGGGAAAGCCUUCUGUGAGAGCGCAGCCCUCAUUCACCACUACGUCAUCCACACCGGGGAGAAGCCCUUCGAGUGCCUCGAGUGCGGGAAGGCCUUCAACCACAGGUCAUACCUCAAGAGGCACCAGCGGAUCCACACUGGGGAGAAGCCCUAUGUGUGCACCGAGUGUGGAAAGGCCUUCACCCACUGUUCCACUUUCAUCUUGCAUAAAAGAGCCCACACUGGCGAGAAACCUUUUGAGUGCAAAGAAUGUGGGAAAGCCUUUAGCAAUCGGGCAGACCUCAUUCGGCACUUCAGCAUCCACACUGGAGAGAAGCCUUAUGAAUGCACGGAAUGUGGGAAGGCCUUCAACCGCAGGUCUGGCCUCACCAGACACCAGCGGAUUCACAGUGGAGAGAAGCCCUAUGAAUGCAUGGAGUGUGGGAAAACCUUCUGCUGGAGCACAAACCUCAUUCGACACUCCAUCAUCCACACUGGAGAGAAGCCCUAUGAGUGCAGUGAGUGUGGAAAGGCCUUCAGUCGCAGCUCGUCCCUCACUCAGCACCAGAGGGUUCAUACUGGGAGAGACCCUGUCAGUUGCAGCGAGUGUGGGAAGGCCUUCCACCGCAGGUCACAGCUCACAGCACACCAGUGGAUCCACACCGGGGAGAAGCCCUAUGAGUGCAGCGAGUGUGGGAAAGCCUUCCACCGCAGGUCACAGCUCACGACGCACCAGCUGAUCCACACCAGGGAGAAGCCCUAUGAGUGCAGUGAAUGUGGGAUGGGCUUCUGUGACAGCACUAGGCUCAUGAAGCACUCCGUCAUCCACACCGGGGAGAAGCCCUACAAGUGCCUCGAGUGCGGGAAGGCCUUCUACCGCAAGUCAUACCUCAAGGAGCACCAGCGGGUCCACACCGGGGAGAAGCCCUAUGUGUGCACCGAGUGUGGAAGGGCCUUCAUCUACUGCUCCACUUUCAUCUUGCAUAAAAGGGCCCACACUGGCGAGAAACCCUAUGAGUGCAAAGAAUGUGGGAAGGCCUUUAGCAGUAGGUCAAGCCUUAACCGACACUUCACCAUCCACAGUGAAGAGAAGCCGCACAAGUGCCCGGACUGUGGGAAAGCCUUCAACCGCAGAUCGUACCUCAGCAGCCACCAGCGGAUUCAUGGCGGAGAGAAGCCCUACAAGUGCGUGGAGUGUGGGAAGGCCUUCUGGUGGAGCUCAAGCCUCGUCCGACACGCCAUCAUCCACACUGGAGAGAAGCCGUGUGAGUGCAGUGAGUGUGGAAAGGCCUUCAGUCACAGCUCCUCCCUCACUCAGCAUCAAAGGGUUCAUACUGAGGGAAGGCCUGUCUCUGUGACAGAUGGGGGGGCGACUCUGCACGCUUAUGUCGUUCCGCGUUUAGAGUUGAGCCUCUAAGAACUCUUUCUGGGGAAAGACUUCUGCGUGUAACCUCUGCUGCUAAUGCUAAGUUGCUUCAGUCGUGUCCAACUCUGUGCGACCCCAUAGACAGCAGCCCACUAGGCUCCCCCGUCCCUGGGAUUCUCCAGGCAAGAACACUGGAGUGGGUUGCCAUUUCCUUCUCCAAUGCAUGAAAGUGAAAAGUGAAAGUGAAGUGGCUAAGUCGAGCUUAGCGACAGGCUCCUCCAUCCUUGGGAUUUUCCAGGCAAGAGUACUGGAGUGAGGUGCCAUUGCCUUCUCCUGUAACCCCUGAGGGAAAUCUUUUGCCAAGGAAAUACCUUACUCAGAAUCUGAUUAUUCAUACCAAAGAGAAAUCCCCUCAUUUUUCUUCCCUGUGAGACCUGUUUGCAGGAUAUCAGUUGUCAUCUAAAGAAUCAUGUUAGAAAUGGAGUCAGCCUAGAAACUUAAUUCUAUAUCUGAAAAUUCACAUGGGAGAGUGAGCUGAUCUUUACUGUGCACUUAGCAAAGCCUUCAGGCACGUCUUCCUCCUCAGUUUACACUGCAAAAUUAUCUCAGGGAUAUUUAAACAAAAGAGGAAGAGACAUGGAAGAGAAGAAGAAACGCAAACAGAGCUUUCAGAUUUCCGUGAUGAGCCUGUGGCAGUUUGUCAUCCCUUAGUUUAUCUGAGGUAAGAGGAGUGUUGUUGCAGAGAUCAGAGGACCUCGUUCCUUUUAUCUCGUAUACACGUGCGCUGCUGUCCACUGUCAGGAGAGUUAAACAGUUGAGGGUGCAUCUGAAAAGCUUUACUGAAAGUCACCUUUGCUUCCCUAGUAGCUCAGACAGUAAAGCAUCCACCUACAAUGCAGGAGACCCAGGUUCGAUCCCUGGGUCGGGAAGAUCCUCUGCAGCAGAAACUGGCAACCCACUGCAGUAUUCUUGCCCAGAGAAUUCCACGGACAGAGAGGCCUAGCGGGCUACAGUCCAUGGCGUUGCAAAGAGUCGGACAUGACUGAGCAGCUAACACACACACCUUUGUUCUUCAGCAUUGUCUCUACCCUUGAGUAGCCUGUGUCUUCAUGAGAAAUAUGAAGCCUUGACUUAACAAUGCACUUUCAUAUUUAAGGGGAUAAAAAUGUAUGUAUGAAUGAACCCAUUUUACUGAAAUGAUUGAUACUUUUGAAACAUAAUGUGUCAUGUGUCUUUAACCAGCUGACACUCAUACUUAAUCUGUUUCUCUAUUUGUCUGUUGGGUGAGGAGGACAGUAUAACUGUGCAACCUUCCCGGAUGGAUCCCAGUUCUUCCCUCUGAUUCUUCCUUAGAGAGGCUUCACGAACACUUCAGUGGUUCUAGAGGUUGAAUUGCAGCCGCAGCAGAACAAAACACACAGCUAAAUUAAGCUAAAUGAUAGCAAUACGUUCAGAGAAGGAAUCUCAUUUUUAAUCUUACAAAAGAUUGUGUGAAGAUUCACUGUCAAGUAAAGUGACAAGAAUUUUACCGAUUGAAAUGGGCUUGUGUCAGUACAGGUACAGGUGAGUUGCACAGUGUCGCCGUUGGCUUAGUCCCAGUGUGAGGACUAAUGACUGAUAUCAUUUGUCAGGGUAUUUUGAGAUCCCUUCCUUUUAUUUUUUUAAGCAACAUGUGAUGGUAUUAUCAUCUCACGUUAAGAAAUAUACUGUACAGAAAGACAUAAAAAUAAUCAUGUAUUCACUCUGAACCCUUCUCAGGGCUUUUCAAAUGACUACACGUCUAGUUUUGUAUGGCCAUUGUAGGCCAUGUCAUUUCUGUUGUGUUACUGCUAAGUCGCUUCAGUCGUGUCCAACUCUGUGUGACCCCGUAGACGGCAGCCCACGAGGCUCCCCCGUCCCUGGGAUUCUCCAGGCAAGAACACUGGAGUGGGUUGCCAUUUCCUUCUCCAAUGCGUGAAAGUGAAGUCGCUCAGUCACGUCUGACUCUUAGCGACCCCAUGGACUGCGGCCCACCAGGCUCCUCCAUCCAUGGGAUUUUCCAGGCACACUCUAUGGCGUUAUUGUGAAGGCCACUCUUUAUCCUUUUCAUGUCUUGUCUAAGAAGUCUUCAGCAAGCUCUAAGUUCUUAAAUCUCUGAUACAUAUUGAGUUACUUUUUGUAUUAACCGUGUGCAGUUUAGGUUGUGUUUUUGUUGCCUAAGGAUGUUCAGUUGUUCUGGCACUGUUUGAAUAGUUGAAAAGACUAUCCUGCCUCUAUUGAACUGAACUUAGUGGGAAAAAAAAUCUAUUGGGCAUACUAAUUUUUGGACUGUUUCUGAGUUCUUUAUGUUAUCCUACUGAUCUGUGUAUUUAAACCUCUGCCAAUACAUUAUGUUGAAUACUGUAGCUAUCAUUAAACCU
This is a messenger RNA of Budorcas taxicolor (takin), 8100 nucleotides long. Its product is annotated as zinc finger protein 850-like. Gene Ontology annotation, biological process: regulation of DNA-templated transcription. The coding region runs from base 347 to 5752 and encodes 1801 amino acids. The transcript has 10 exons. The record is from RefSeq and is a predicted model, not a curated record. Lineage: Eukaryota; Metazoa; Chordata; Mammalia; Artiodactyla; Bovidae.